UUUUUUUUCUUGUCACACUUGUAUAGUACUAUAAACCAAAGUAUAUAUUCCUAUUCUGUAUCAAAUAUUCAAUCAUGACACCUUCAAUCCCACAGACACAAUCUGGAUAUGGUUUCAAAAGAGGCCAGAAGACGAUCCAAAGAUAUGACAAUAGGAAAAUUGUAGGGCCAAAAGGUAAAGAAGUCCUAUUGAAAAUUGAGGCGGCUGGUCUUUGUCUGUCUGAUUUACAUAUCUUACUUGCACAAGAAACAUAUAUUCCAGACUCCUUUAUCAUGGGCCAUGAAAUUGCUGGUCAAAUUGUUGCCGUUGGGGAAGGAUUGGAAGACGAUGAAAUCUUUGAAAUUGGUGGUCGAUUUGCCAUGUUUAUUCCUGAUGCAUGUGGUAUUUGUGACCAAUGCCGUAGUGGUAGAGAUAAUACCUGUAAGGGUAAUCUUGGAGAUGCCUAUGGGUUAUCCCAAGAUGGAGGCUUUCAACAAUACUUAUUGGUAAAGAACUUGCGUGCGUUACUUCCAAUUCCAGACGGCGUAUCUUAUGAGCAAGCGGCCAUUACAUCAGAUGCAGUUUUAACUCCAUUCCAUGCGAUCCAAAGAGCAAGCACACAUUUGAAACCCGGAGCAAAGGUGCUUCAAAUGGGAAUGGGUGGACUUGGAAUCAAUGCUCUUCAAAUCUUGAAAAAUUUUGGAGUUUAUGUGGUUGUAUGUGAUAUUAAGCCAGAAGCGGAAGAAUUGGCAAAGAAAUAUGGAGCUGAUGAAUUUUGGGUAGAUCCUGUAGAUUCGGACCAUUUACCAGAAUCAUUUGAUGUUUGCUUUGAUUUCUGUGGGUUCCAAGAAACAUUUGACCAUUGUCAAAGAUUUGUCAAGACCGCUGGGUUGGUAAUGGUAGUAGGACUUGGUAGAUCUAAGUUGAUGAUGAUGAACUUCCACAUGGGUCGUAGAGAGGUUAAGGUCAUCUUUUCUAUGGGGGGAACUUCACUUGAACAAAUUGAAUGUAUGGAAUGGGUAGCUGCUGGGAAGAUUAAGCCAUUACUGACAUUGGUUGACAUGAAAGACUUACCUAAAUAUAUGGAGAAGUUGAACAAAGGGGAAGUCCUAGGAAGAAUUGUAUUUAAUCCAUCUAAAUUGUGAGCAAAGAUCAAGUGAAAUAUGUCAAGUUAUUCAUAGGUAG
This is a messenger RNA of [Candida] anglica, 1164 nucleotides long. NCBI's taxonomy places the organism in Eukaryota, Fungi, Ascomycota, Pichiomycetes, Serinales, Debaryomycetaceae. The record is from the annotation of a GenBank genome assembly.